This is a messenger RNA of Scleropages formosus (Asian bonytongue), 1946 nucleotides long. RefSeq names its product metaxin 3 (gene mtx3). The coding region runs from base 31 to 999 and encodes 322 amino acids. Lineage: Eukaryota; Metazoa; Chordata; Actinopteri; Osteoglossiformes; Osteoglossidae. The transcript has 9 exons. Gene Ontology annotation, cellular component: cytoplasm; SAM complex. The record is from RefSeq and is a predicted model, not a curated record. Gene Ontology annotation, biological process: mitochondrion organization.
AUGCCCCGCUUCCGAUUUUCUGAGUGAGGAAUGGCGGCGCCCAUGGAUUUGAGUUGCUGGGGAGGCGAUUGGGGUUUGCCGUCCGUUCACCCGGAGUCUCUCAUUGUGCUGGCUUACGCAAAAUUUUCUGGAGCUAAACUCACCGCUCAGCCAGUGGACAGGACGUGGAGGAUGCUAACAGAGACUGUGCCCACCUUGCACUGCCAGGGGUCCACAGUGACAGAACCAGCGCAGAUCCUUAACUUUCUGAGAAAACAGCGAUACAAUGCAGACUACGAGCUCUCAGCCAGGCAAGGAGCAGAUACCAUGGCAUACAUGGCGCUGUUGGAGGAGAAACUGAGACCAGCUUUGCUGCACGCCUUCUGGGUGGAUGCAGAGAACUAUGCCAACGUGACCAAGCCCUGGUUCUCCUCACGGUGCCCAUUCCCCCUCAAUUUUUUUGUUCCGGGUCGACAAGCCAGCACAGCUCUCUCGCUGAUCCUCUUGACCAAGGGGGAAUCUCCACUGAACAGCAUUGCAGAGGUGGAGGCAAAGAUCUACAAGGAAGCCAAAGAGUGCCUGAACCUGCUUUCAUACAGAUUGGGGUCUUCCCUGUUCUUCUUCGGAAACACAGCUGCCAGCCUUGAUGCCUUUGUGUUUGGCUACAUCGCUCCUCUCCUCAAAGCCAACCUACCCAGCAGUCAGCUACAGCAGCAUCUCAAGCAGCUCACCAAUCUGUGCCACUUCUGCGACACCAUCCUCAAGACAUACUUUGAUGUCAAUGCCCCAGGGUGUCUUCCUGUCUUCUCUCCUUCCUCUCCACCUUCUCCAGGUUCCCUUUCCAUCAGACAGGAUGCAGUUGACGCAAACCUGCAGAAACUGACACAGCUUGUUAACAAAGAGUCCAACCUCAUUGAGAAGAUGGAUGACAAUCUCCGCAGCAGCCCCCAGCACAGGCCUCGCGGCCCCCCCUCUAAACCAUCCUCCCUGCCCAGCGAAAAGAACUCCACACCAGCGUGACCCUGGCCUCUCAUUAACCUCACCACAAGGGUCUUCUGAGAAGUGACUAAGUCUGGGUAGCACUCCAAGCCACUAUUAUGCUCCUUAUCCCUCUUCCAACCAAUGGCCCACCUAACCCAGUCUUGGGUCUUUCACACCCAUGCACCCCCCUGUAACAACUCUGAUCUCAGGGGCACUUGUGACUAGCAGAGGACUUGUCUUGAUGAGGAGCUUUUGAAUGUCACCUGGCACACAUAAAAAGGGCAGGUAUGUGCGUUUAGGGACUUUGUUUCGCUCAUGCUGUUCAGUAGCUGACUGCUUUGGAAAUCAUGAUUUUGCUUUUUUUUAGGUGGCGGACUGCAUGGGCUCAAUGUAAUAUGUGCUGAACAUUAUGCACUUAAUCAUAUAGGCUGAAGUGGGCAAUUGGCCAGUUAGAGGAAUCUUUUGGAUUCUUGUUACGGUUCAAAUUAAAAUAAGAAUUCAGGGGGUUCCUUCAAAAUGAAGUGACAAACAUCAGAAAGGAAUGGGUCAUUUUGAGAUGUAUACAUUCGUUAAAAAUAAUUACUCAAACUAAUUUGCUUGGUCUUCCUUUUUCAGGGCUCCAUCAGGAAAUCAGUGUUUUUUUUUUUUUUUUUUUUUCAAGAUGAAAAAUAUAUUUCGGUAUUGUGUGUUGUCCACCCACUUGCAUAGAAUGGUCAUAUGUGUGUAUAUAUACUUUUCCUAUUAAGAGUUCUGAGUCAUAAUGUAACUGAAUUUAAAACAUUCUUGUUUUGGAUUUUUGUAGUUGGUAAUAAAAUUUGCACAACAUGUAAAAAUGUAUUCUAUUGAGUAGACUGCAUUUUUACCAUAAGCUAUAGGCUAAAUUGCUAACGUGAAAUACAUAUCAGCACUGUAUUUAACUAGUACUGUACAUUUAUGGAUUUAUUGGUUCUGUUUUAAGGUUCUUCAUAGGUAAAGGUCCAUUGUUU